AUGAUGCGUGUAUCAUUGUUUUGUAUACUUUUUACAAUUAUUUUUGCUGCUGGACAAGAACAAGAUGGUUUAGUCAAUACAAAUGUUGAACGAACUCUUGAUCUUGUUUCACAUUUACCAAAAGAAACAAUAAGUGUAACAAUCGAAAAUCGAGGAACAAAAGGAGCACGGUAUUAUGAUUAUUAUGUUGAACCACAACAUGUUAAUAAUGUUGCUUACGUUGGAGCUGUUGUUAAAGCUAAAGAUAAUGAUGAUCAAGGCAGUUUACCAAUAAAACAAGAAGCUACUGAUAAGACAAAAGGAGCUGUUUAUCGUAUUGAAUUACCAAAUGAUCUUCGUGCUGGUCAAACAAUUACACUUGAAAUCGAAGUUGCUCAUGCUCAUGCUCUUCGUAUGUAUCCCGCAGAAAUUACACAAGCUGAACGACAAUUAGUAUUAUAUAAAACUAAUGCUUAUUAUUAUUCACGUUAUACAACACAAACACAAAAAACUACAGUUACAUUACCAACAGAUCGUGCUGAAUCGUAUACACAAACACCAAAACCUGUUGCUAAAAAUGAUCAAACAAUAACGUAUGGACCAUAUGAAAAUGUUGCAUCAUUCACACGAAAUGAUAUAUCAUUACAUUAUGAAAAUAAUAAUCCAUUUUUAACUGUUAGUAAUUUAAACCGUUGGAUUGAAAUAUCACAUUGGGGAAAUAUAGCUGUUGAAGAAACAAUUGAUAUAUAUCAUAGUGGUGCUAAAUUAAAAGGACCUUUUUCAAGACUUGAUUUUCAACGACGACAAGAGAGUUAUUCAGCUGUAAAAACAUUCAAAACAUCAUUACCAGCUUCUGCUCGUGAUGUUUAUUAUCGUGAUGAAAUCGGUAAUGUUUCAACAAGUCAUGUUAAAGAAAUGCAAGAUCAAGUUGAAGUUGAAAUUCGUCCACGUUUUCCAUUAUAUGGCGGUUGGAAAACUCAUUAUAUACUUGGUUAUAAUGUUCCAUCAUAUCAAUAUCUCUUCAAUAAAGGAAAUCAGUAUGUUCUUAAAAUGCGUCUUAUUGAUCAUGUUUAUGAUGAUCAAUUACUUGAACAAGUUACAAUUAAAAUAGUUUUACCUGAACAUACACGUAAUAUUGAAUUUUAUCCUCCACCAUAUGAUGUUCAACGUUUAUCAAAUGAAAAACAUUAUACAUAUUUGGAUACAGUUGGUCGUCCAGUUAUUGUUAUAACUAAACGUAAUAUGCUUUUUCAACAUAUACAAGAUUUUGAAAUUCAUUAUACAUUUGAUAAGAUAAUGUUAUUCAAUGAACCAAUGUUAAUUGUUAUACCAUUAUUUGGUUUAUUUUGUUUAGUUAUUGUAUUAGUUCGUUUAAAUUUUUCAAUAACACAUAAUGAAAGUAAUGAAGUACGUAUGCGUAUUCAAGCAAUAUGGGAUCAAGUUGUUGAAUUUAAUUUAAAACGAACAAGUUUUUAUCAAAAAUUAGAUGAUGCAUUAAAUACAUAUAAAACAAAUAGAGAUUUAAAAAGUUAUAAUGAACAACGUAAAAAAAUCGAAAGCGAAAUUAAAACUAUUCAACAAGAUUUAAUAGGUUUACAAGCAAAAAUUAAAGUUGAUAGUAUUGAUUCAGCUGAAAAGAUUGCCGAAUUACAACGACUUGAUACUCAACAACGUGAAGUUCAACAAUUAUUAAGUAGUCUUGCUGAAAAACUUGUUGGCGGUAAAAUACCAAAACAAAAUUAUAUAGAUCAAGAACAAAUAGCACGUAAUAAGUUGCGUGAAAUUAAUAAAAAUAUAUCGGCUAUUAUUAAUCAAUAUUGA
This is a messenger RNA of Rotaria sp. Silwood2, 1800 nucleotides long. NCBI's taxonomy places the organism in Eukaryota, Metazoa, Rotifera, Eurotatoria, Philodinida, Philodinidae. The record is from the annotation of a GenBank genome assembly.